GUCGCGUGAUCCUGCGCAAACGCAGUGAGAUGCAGUUGCCACCGAGUCCGGAACGACAACAGCAGCAAACAGACGAGAGCACCCGGGAAGAGUCGGCGUCGCCAGUGCCGGAACCAGGAGCCUCCGCGAGCAAGAUGGCCGCUCCCGAGACCGAGGCCGAGGGGCACGGGCACUAGGUCCGGACCCGCGUACCCUUCUCCCGGACGCCUGCGUCCCCACAAAGACCUCGAGCUUCUAGCCAAGACACCCGCAUGGAUUAUUCUCGCUGUGGUCACGAGGCCGUUCCUAAAGCGCUCUAGUUGGCCCAGACUGAGAACUCUGGCAUCUGGCUGCUCGGAGCUGGAACCUCAGGGAAGUCUGCUGCAACAAGUGCGACCCUGACCGCUCCAUGCUCGCGGGCGCGGGGAGGCGUGGCCUCCCCCGGGCCGGCCACCUCUGUUGGCUGCUGUGCGCUUUCACCUUAAAACUCUGCGAGGCAGAGGCUCCGGUGCGCGAGGAGAAGCUAUCAGUGAGCACUUCAACUUCGCCAUGUUGGUUGGCAGAAGAGUUUGUGGUGACUGAAGAGUGUACUCCAUGUUCUAACUUCCAGAUUAAAACAACACCUGAGUGUGGUUCUACAGGGUAUGUGGAAAAAAUCACAUGCAGCUCGUCUAAGAGGAAUGAAUUCAGAAGCUGCCGUUCGGCUCUACUGGAACAACACUUAUUCUGGAAAUUUGAAGGCGUCGUGGUGGCUGUAGCUUUAGUCUUCGCCUGCCUUGUCAUCGUUCGUCAGCGACAACUGGACAGAAAGGCUCUUGAAAAAGUCCGGAAGCAAAUUGAGUCCAUAUAGCUGAAUUUCUCCUGUAUUAUGGUGGCUCUUUACGGACUGUAUCUCAGAUGGAGAAAGUUCAGCUGGCUAAUUUGCACUCGUAAGCCUUGUGGUAGUGGCAUUUUCAAUGACUUCCUCUUCUAGACCGUUAAUGAGCACAAUAAAAAGUAAAAUAGAACUGGACAUGACACAGACUUGGAACCCCAGCACUCGAGAGAAUGAGGCUGGAGGAUCCUUGGUAACUUUGUAGGCCGACUAGGCUGAACUACAUAGUAAGCCUGUCUUUAAAGAGAAAACAGAAAUAAUAAAGGAGUAAACAGUU
Molecule: messenger RNA, 1130 nt
Organism: Mus caroli (Ryukyu mouse)
Lineage: Eukaryota; Metazoa; Chordata; Mammalia; Rodentia; Muridae
Gene: Jtb
Product: jumping translocation breakpoint
Biological process (GO): mitotic cytokinesis
Cellular component (GO): spindle; centrosome; midbody
Source: RefSeq, a predicted model, not a curated record